AGUCAGACUGAUCAGACUUUUGAUAGAUUGUAGAGGCUCCAGCGGUGUGGUGUUCCAUCACAGUGUGUUGCUCUCUCAACUCACAGCCUCUCUCCUACAGGGAGUAAAUAUUUAACCAGAUGGCUGUGGAGAAAAGAGCAAGUGUCUCACCUGCUGACUGGCUCUUUUAUUGUCUGUGUGUGCUGUGAACCUUGUGCUCAGGGACACACACUCAGGACUCCGUGGGCUCGUCUACAGGCUGCUGGGAUGCCAUGGAAUUUCCACACUUUACCUUCAAUCCAAAGGAGGGGAUUGAUAAUCCAGCACUGGUCAUCACCGAUGAUCCUGAGCCGGAUCAGACUGUGGUUCCCAGACUGUGCCAGCUGAAACGUCUGGAGGGACAGAGCUAUGGCUUCUUCCUGCGGAUGGACCAGGACUGCCGGGGCUUUGAGAUCAGAGAUGUGGAACCUUGGAGUCCUGCAGAGCACAGUGGUCUCAGAGAUGGAGACCAAGUGCUGGAGGUCAACGAGGAAUAUGUGGGCAACAUGGACUUCUACAGGGUGGUGAGGAAGAUCCAGUCCUGUGGUUUACACCUUUUUCUGCUGGUGCUGAGGAGAGCACAGUAUGAACAGGCAGUGUCUAUGGGUGUGGACCUGGAGAUGCUGGCCAGAGACUCUAAAGGGGAACACUGGUCCAGACCCAGACUGUGUCACAUCAGCAGAGACCUGGAGCAUGGCCUGGGGAUGACCAUUAUCUCAGUGGAAGGUCAGAAGGGCCAGUACAUGGUGAGCACAGUGACUGAUGGUCCAGCAGAGAGAGCUGGUGUCUACACUGGAGAUAGAGUGAUCUGGAUCAACGGAGUCCCAGUGUCGACGCUCACACUCUCUUCAAUCAGCAGAACUGUGAAGAAGAGCAGUGACUCAGUGACUGUGCUGGUCACUGACAGUGACAGCGAGACAAGCUACGUCAGGAGGAGGAUGCCCAUCCUGCCUGUGGUGGCAGAGUGCUGCAGCCUCCCCCACACACCCAAGACCAUCCACCUAGCUAAAGGACCUGACGGAUACGGUUUCCUGCUGAGACAGGAGAAGCUGGCAGGCACUCAACGGAUAGCUCAUGUGCUGAGGGAGGUGGAUGUGAGAAGUCCAGCUGAGGAGGCAGGGAUGGAGGAUGGAGACCUGCUGCUGGCUGUCAAUGGGCAACCUGUCGAGUCCAUGGAGCAUGAGGACAUCGUCCAAAAGAUUAAACAGAGUGGUGAUAAAGUCAUCCUCACCUCUAUAUCCAUACCAGGGAGAGACUUUUACAGAGAGUUAGGCAUCUCUCCCCUGUUGUUCCAUGAAGCAUGUCCACUGCAGGAUGCAGGCUCUGCUUUCCACCCAGACUGUGUCCAGAAUCGCUCAGGACCUUUGACCACACAGCUGUCAGAGAGAACAAGUGAUGCUUUCUUGUGAUGACCAAAACCACCAGUAGACAGAGGAUGAUGAGGAGCUCUGGCUAAAGGAAAACUGAUGGGUCAUUAAAAUCACCACUGUGUAUCUGUCCUCUGGGACCAGGUGUGUUUUGGCACUGGAUAGAUGUUUUGUUCUACUGUCAGUUAUAAACAACCAUUCAUUUUUGUGUGAGUCCUUGUAAUAUAGUCUAUGAUAAAAGCUGUGCAUUUGAAAUACUUAGCACAAUAUAAAGAAGCCUGACACAUAGAAACAGAUGCAGUUUUAAAAACUAUUUGAUGAUGACCUGUGUAAUUUGAUAAGUUGUACACUGUUUCUGGAUGUAUUCAUUCAUAUUUUCUAUCAUUUACUAGUGUCAAUCAGUGUUCUUAUGUAUAUUAUAUAAGUGAUAGACAAGUUUUUGCUAAAUUAUUAAAAAUGUUUGAAUCCCA
Molecule: messenger RNA, 1855 nt
Organism: Lates calcarifer (barramundi perch)
Lineage: Eukaryota; Metazoa; Chordata; Actinopteri; Centropomidae
Product: Na(+)/H(+) exchange regulatory cofactor NHE-RF3
Exons: 11
Coding region: 252-1427 (391 amino acids)
Biological process (GO): protein localization to plasma membrane
Cellular component (GO): apical plasma membrane
Molecular function (GO): protein-membrane adaptor activity; signaling receptor binding
Source: RefSeq, a predicted model, not a curated record